This is a messenger RNA of Zalophus californianus (California sea lion), 1776 nucleotides long. It is a transcript of the gene MED4, whose product is annotated as mediator complex subunit 4. Bases 42 to 854 code for a protein of 270 amino acids. Gene Ontology annotation, cellular component: core mediator complex; mediator complex. Gene Ontology annotation, molecular function: transcription coregulator activity. The transcript has 7 exons. NCBI's taxonomy places the organism in Eukaryota, Metazoa, Chordata, Mammalia, Carnivora, Otariidae. Gene Ontology annotation, biological process: regulation of transcription by RNA polymerase II. The record is from RefSeq and is a predicted model, not a curated record.
UGCUCAGCUGCGCAGUCUCCGGCUGCGGGCCUGUAGGGAGGAUGGCGGCGUCUUCGAGUGGAGAGAAGGAGAAGGAGCGGCCCGGAGGCGGCUCUGGAGCGGCAGGCGGUAACAGCACGCGAGAGCGGCUGCUGUCUGCGCUGGAAGAUCUGGAGGUUUUGUCGAGAGAACUUAUAGAAAUGUUGGCAAUUUCAAGAAACCAAAAGUUGUUGCCACCUGAUGAGGAAAACCAGGUCCUGGAGUUGUUAAUUCACAGAGAUGGGGAAUUUCAAGAACUGAUGAAAUUGGCACUGAAUCAGGGAAAAAUCCAUCAUGAAAUGCAAGUUUUAGAAAAGGAAGUGGAGAAGAGAGACAGUGAUAUUCAGCAACUACAAAAACAGCUAAAGGAAGCAGAACAAAUACUGGCAACAGCUGUUUACCAAGCAAAAGAAAAACUCAAAUCAAUAGAAAAAGCAAGAAAAGGUGCCAUCUCUUCUGAAGAAAUAAUUAAGUAUGCACACAGGAUUAGUGCAAGUAAUGCUGUAUGUGCCCCACUGACCUGGGUUCCAGGGGAUCCACGGAGACCAUACCCAACUGAUUUAGAGAUGAGAAGUGGAUUAUUGGGUCAAAUGAACAAUCCUUCCACUAAUGGUGUUAAUGGUCAUUUACCAGGGGAUGCACUUGCAGCAGGCAGAUUGCCAGAUGUCCUUGCUCCACAAUAUCCAUGGCAGUCAAAUGACAUGUCAAUGAAUAUGUUACCACCAAAUCACAGUAAUGACUUUUUGUUGGAACCUCCGGGGCAUAAUAAAGAAAAUGAAGAUGAUGUAGAAGUUAUGUCAACAGACUCGUCUAGCAGCAGUAGUGACUCUGAUUAAAAACAUAAAGACAAAAUUCAUACAGAAUUGAAUACUAUGGGGUGGGCACUUGGGUGGCUCGGUUGAGUGUUGGACUCUUGAUUUUGGCUCAGGUCAUGAUUUCAGGGUUGUGGGAUCAAGCCCUGCAUCAAGCUCCGUGCUGGGUGUGGAGUCUGCUUAAGAUUCUCUUUCUCCCUCUGCCCCUUCCCCACCUCUCUUCCUCUCUAAAAAACAAAACAGAAGAGAAUACUAUGGAAUUCUGUUUCUUAAACAAUUGCAAGCCUGUAAAAAAUAGCCAGAUAAUACUGGCUAUAGUGGAAUUGUGCAACCCAUCAAAAGUCACUGGAUUUUUUUUUUUUUUUAAGAUUUUUAUUUAUUUGACACAGAGACAGCGAGAGAGGGAACACAAGCAGGGGGAGUGGGAGAGGGAGAAGCAGGCUUCCCGCCGAGCAGGGGAGCAGGGAGCCCGAUGCGGGACUCGAUCCCAGGACCCUAGGAUCAUGACCUGAGCCGAAGGCAGACGCUUAACAACUGAGCCACCCAGGCGCCCCCUGGACUUUCUUUUUAAAGCCAAAAAUCAUGGUUUCAAUUCUAAACCACUAAGUGAAUAUUUAAAGAAUAAUCAAAAUUGACUGUUGGGAAAAAAAAAUGACUCAGUGCCGCUCUACCUGUUAUAUUCUAGUUAUGUUGAACUUGUUCAUAGUAGUUCUGGAAACAAAAGUUGAGGGAAAGACCCAUGUACAUACCACUGAUCAGCCCCUGGAAUUAUUUAGAAAAAUGGCAGUGGAUCACUGAAUGUGUAUCAUAUCUUGAAAUAACAAAGCCCUCAUUUGAAAGUGAAGGCUGGUAGCUUCUGUUACAGUAACGGGGGAGAUUGUUUCAAUUUGUACUAUCUGUAAUUAUUGUAAUUUGUGUAAGUAAACUCACUGUUGUUUGUACUCUG